GGUUUUGAACGUGAGCGUGCGCGGAGCGAGCGCGAGAGAGAAAAGAAAAGAUGGCGGAAAACAAAGGUGGAAAUAAUAUCGAGGCGAAUGGCGUCAGCGAGGAGAAGAGCGGCCUGGCCGACAAGGAUGAAGAGAGUCAGGAUAAACUGGAGCCGGAGCUGAACGCGGCGACGCCGGCGGUGGCAGGAUCAUCAUCAGCAUCUUCAUCAUCAUCAUCAACAACACCACCGGCGGCGGCACCGAUACCAACGGCCGCGGCGGCGGCGGCGGCGGCCGAGGGACCGGGUCCGAGCCCAGGCCUAAGCCCGGGAGCGGGCCCCGGUCCAAGCCCAGGGCCGAGUCCGGGCCCAGGCCCGAGUCCGGCGUCAGGACCCAGCCCGGGAGUGGGCCCGGACAAAGCGGCGGCGAUGGCGGCUGCCCCUGCUGCGGCUCCGGCUGCGGCUCCCGCCGAGGUGAACCUGAACCUGCUGGACGAGUGCGCCGUGUGCCGCGAUACGCUGCAAGGGAAGGAGCCCAAGUUGCUGCCCUGCCUCCACUCGUUCUGCAAGCGCUGCCUGCCGGAGCCCGAGCGGCAGCUGAGCAUCCCCCUACCCGCCGGGGGCAACAACGCCGCAGGAAAUAACGGGGAUUCGCCAACCAUCCAGCAGGUGGGUGUGAUCCGGUGUCCAGUGUGCCGUCAAGAAUGCAGACAGAUAGACUUGGUCGAUAACUACUUUGUGAAGGAUUCAACGGAAGGAACAAACAAUUCUGAUGAAAAGUCAUGUCAGGUAUGCACAAGCUGUGAAGAUAAUGCAGAAGCCAGUGGAUUUUGUGUGGAAUGUCUUGAAUGGCUCUGUAAGACAUGUGUAGAAGCCCACCAGAGAGUGAAAUUCACAAAGGAUCAUACAAUAAGAAGGAAGGAAGAUGUUUCACCAGAGGCAGUGGGAGCUCCCAGCCAACGGCCUGUGUUUUGUCCUAUCCAUAAACAAGAACAGUUGAAACUCUUUUGUGAGACGUGUGACAAACUGACAUGUCGGGACUGCCAGUUAUUGGAACACAAGGAACACAGAUACCAAUUUUUAGAAGAAGCAUUUCAGAACCAAAAAGUUAUUAUUGAGACUUUAAUGGCCAAGCUUCAAGAAAAGAAGAAUUACGUGCAGUACGCAGCUAGUCAAGUGCAGAACAGGUUAAACGAAGUAACUGAUACGAACAAGAAAGUUGAACAUGACAUUAAAGUUGCCAUCUUCACUCUCAUUAAUGAGAUCAACAAAAAGGGCAAAAACUUAUUGCAGCAGCUGGAGAAUGUGACAAAAGAGAGGCAGAUAAAAUUACUGCAGCAGCAGCAAGAUGUGACCAGUCUUGCCAGGCAGGUGGAGCACGUGAUGAACUUUGCCAAGUGGGCCAUUUCCAGUGGAAGCAGCACAGCACUACUUUACAGCAAGCGUCUGAUUACCUUUCAGUUGCGACAUAUUCUUCGGGCACGCUGUGAUCCUGUCCCAGCUGCUAAUGGUGGGAUGCGCUUUCACUGUGAUCCUACAUUCUGGGCAAAAAAUGUAGUGAAUUUAGGUAACCUUGUGAUUGAAAACAAGCCGAACCCUCCAGGUUACACUCCCAAUGUAGUUAUUGGGCAUGGUUCCCAAGGCCAGGGGCCAUCUGGGGGAAAACCUCAGGGUCAGAUUAAUCUUGCACAGCUGCGCCUGCAGCACAUGCAGCAACAAUUUGCACAGAAGCAGCAGCAGAUGCAACAAAUGAGGAUGAGUCACCCAGUAGGACAGCACCCCAGGACUACAGGGCCACAGAUGGUCCAGCAGCAGCCUCCACGUUUGAUUAGCAUGCAAGCCAUGCCCAGAGGAAAUUUGAAUGGUGCUGCACUUCAGGCCCACCAGGCUCAUCAAGCCCAUCAGAUGAGAAUGGCACAAAACGCUGCUCGCAUGGCUGGAAUGUCUCGACACAAUGGACAUCAAUAUCCAAUGAUGCCUCAGAUACCACGACAGCAUGCAAAUCCUGGGCACACAGGACCAUUUUCUGCAGCCUCAGUACACAAUAGCAUUCCAAAUCCAACCAGUCCCACCACUGCUAGUUUGGCUGGCGCAAACCGCGGCCCCACCAGUCCCACAGUUGCCACAAUAGAGCUGAUUCCUUCAGUUACUAACCCAGAGAACCUUCCUCCACUUCCAGAUAUCCCACCCAUUCAGCUGGAUGAUGCUGGAUCGAGUACAUUAGAUAAUUUGUUGAGCAGAUUUAUCUCGGACAGUCACCACCAUCCGCCACCACUGCCACCACCAUCCUCCUCCAGUUCAAACCCAUCCCCUGGACCCUCAGCACCAUCCCCUGGACCAGCAAUUGCAGCUUUAGCAAUGGCGAACUCACACACUCCAGUUAGACCCUCAAGUACCUCUAGUACCGGUAGUAGAGGCAGUUGCAGCUCCUCUGGCAAAGCUCAAGGUACAGAGAGGGGGAUCUCAGUCUUCCGACCAGAUCAAAUCAAAGUGAAGCAAGAGCCGGGCACAGAGGAUGACGUGUGCAGUUUCUCUGGUGCUUCUGUAAAACAUGAGCAUUUGGAAGAUGGUCGGAGAAGUGCUUGCAUGGUAAACCUGAAGUACUUGUGGUUUAAUCAAAUAAAUCAGAUGAGCAGUCCUGAAAGCAGCUUGACGCCACCUCUUUCCAACAACUUGCACUCUGAGAGCGAGACUGAUAUAGAGGGUCUUCGGCAAGUCGAAAACCAUGUGAAGAUGGAAGCUUCCGAUAAGACAGGAAGUUGCAGGCAGUUGAGUAAUACCAUUAAUGGAAAGUCCCCAAUCCGUAACUUUGCACAUCGCUCGCCACGCGUUGGAGGGGACAACAGCAAUAACAAGGAUGAAGACCCCAAUGAGGACUGGUGCGCUGUGUGUCAGAACGGAGGAGAUCUACUGUGUUGUGAUAAGUGUCCAAAGGUUUUCCACCUAGCAUGUCAUGUACCUACACUUCUCAACUUUCCCAGUGGGGAGUGGAUCUGCACAUUUUGCCGGGACCUGUCCAAACCAGAAGUAGAGUAUGACUGUGACAAUCUGCAUCAUAUAAAAAAAGGAAAAACUGGACCAAGCCUGGCCCCAGUUGACCAAAGGAAGUGUGAACGUCUCCUGUUAUAUCUAUAUUGUCAUGAAAUGAGCAUCGCAUUCCAAGAACCUGUUCCUUCCUCUGUUCCUGAUUACUACAGAAUUAUUAAGAAUCCAAUGGAUUUAUCCAGAGUGAAAAUGAAAUUGCAGAAAAAACACUCUCAACAUUACCAAACACCAGAGAACUUUGUGGCUGACAUUAGGCUCAUUUUUAAGAACUGUGAAAAGUUCAAUGAAGUUACCCUAUUACCUGGGGUUCAAAAUGGUCCUCAAGCCCUCAUGAGGACCAAAGAAAGGGAAAUGAGAACCAAGGCAGAUUCAGAGGUGGCCCAGGCCGGAAAGGCUCUAGAAAGCUACUUUGAAGCAAAACUACAGAUGGUUUAUUCUGACAGAACCUUCACGCCUCUAGUGGAAUCAGAUUCCGAGCAUGAAGAUGAAGCUCAUUUUAGUGAGGAUUCGGACGAUGACUUCGUUCAACCUAGGCGAAAGCGGCUAAAGUCGGAUGACAGACCAGUGCACAUUAAAUGAUUUUCUCCUCCUUUGAGGGGGAAGAUGAACUUCUUAGACUUUUCCCCCUCUUUUUGUGCUCACAGGAUGUGAGCAAAACUCCUGUGGCUAUCUGCUUGUUGGUUGUAAAAGCUGAUAUCCACCACACAGUAUUUAUUAGAGUUUUAAAAUGUUUUUGUACAAAUAAACAAGACUUUGUUGCAUUUGUUCAUUACCUGAAUACUGAGAGUCUUUCCAGAUUCUGUUCCUUUUUUAAAAAAAAAAUCCUUGCCUUUACUGAUUGAUUCUUUGUGUGCUAAACGUUGUAGAUGGCAUAUAUUUUAUUGGCAUGCACAGGGAACUAUUUAUUAACUACACAAAUCUUUAAUUUACAUAUUUAGAAAUGGAAAUUUUCUCUGUAUAAAAUGGUAACCUAACACACAGUUAUCAGGUUAGAUAAACACAGUAGCUCUUGCCUUCCAGGUGCCUGUUCUCAUUCAGUUACCUUUUUUCAGCUACCAAGUGUUCAAUUAAAAUCAGAUGCAAAAUCUUCAAACGCUUUCUACUGAAUGCCAAGGGUUUUUUUAUUCUGGUUAAGUACAUAUGUGCAGUGCAAUACUUAGCUGCCAUUAACCACGUUUUAAACUAUUGGAGGACCACUGUAGCAUUUCACAUCUUAAAAAUACAAGAUUUGUUUAUUUUUGCAAGACAACAGUAAAUAGAAUCUUUCAUGUACUUUUGUACAUUUUUAUUUGACUUAGUUAAAAAGAACAGGAAGUGGCCUGCAAACCUACCAAUUAAUGCCAUGACUUGUGAAAUGGCCGCAGCACUCAAAAAUAAACUAUGUUGCCACUGUCACACUUCAUAAGUUGAAUUUUCAAUUGACUUAUUUGCUGCAGACUUGUUUUCAUACCUUGAAAUCCCCAUCACUUUAAAUGUAAUAGAACAGUAUAAGUAAUCAUUUUUCCUGAUGUUAUUUUGGUUCUUUCUGCACUGUUGGUUUCUCAGUGGAUGCCUAACAUAAGUCAAGUACAAAAUUGGGCACAAUCUAAAUUGAGAACAGAAUCCUGUACUUGUUUAAAAAAAAACAGAUGAUCUUGUCAUUCCUAAACAUGAGUGAAAAGGUCAUGCACUUGACCGUCAAACAGCUGAAACAAACAUCUUCAAACUCUACUGUGAUUAUUAAGCGAAAGUGAUUAGCCAUUUGGUGCAAUGCGUUUUUUUGUAUUGUCCCCUCUCCUUUGGGAUCUACAGACUGAAUUCAACAGACUGCUGACACUUCUCUCCAUACUGACUAAGGCACUGUAACAUGAAAUUAGUUUGGCCAGCCUCAAGCCAGGUAUAGGCUUGCAGAAUAAAAUUGUUGAUACUAACUGUUAUAUAAUGCAUGCAAUAAGGAUGAUUGGUGUCAGAAAUGGAGAAUGUCAAAAGCACAAUAGGAUGUAACUUUCAAAGGUUACAUUGUGCUUUUUUUGUUAGGUGAUUUAACAAGAUGUAAUUGUACCAUGAAUAGAUGCAUCAUGAAUUUGAUCCUGGCAUUUGUUGGCUGGACAGAAGACUUGAAAGUUUACAUUAAAGAACUAACAGCAAGUCAGAACUUCCUUGUAGCUCACUUUAUGCUUCAGUCCUAUUCAGCAAGUGCUUAAGCAUCUAUUUACAACAAACGGAGUGUUGCUUGGAGUGAGAAUGAUGGACAUUGCAGGGAGCUGUGCUCUGCUUCUAAUCUGCUCUACCUGACUUUGGAAGUGUUGUACCGCGGAUGUGAAGAACCAAAAAUAGAGUGUAUACAGCCAGGAAUCAAACCAUCAUAUCUCACCUUGAUCAUGAACAAUUUGUGCAUACAACUUCAAAAUAAAAGAUGAAAGUGAUGCAUUUGGAAGUAUUUCUCUAGUUUUGUAAAAUUGAAGUCAGAAGUAGAUGGAAAUAAAACUACUUAGUGCUGAUUGUUCUUUUAAAGUAUACAAGCACAUGAUGCUUAAAUGCUCCUUUAGAUAAUUGGAUGCCAUCUAUACUUUUUUUGUCAGCUUUUUUUAUAUUGUUACUUGAGAAAUGCAUGAAAUUUGGACAUAGGAUAGACACUGAUACCAAGCUAGUUAAAACCUACAGGUUAAUAGAAGUUGUAUAAUGGGAAUACUUGGAUCCCCAUUACUGUUCAAAUAUGUAAAACCUCAGCCUCUAAAUAAGAUAGAUAUAGAUCUAAUGCACUGUCAAUUUGUGUUUUAUACCACAAUUUCAGCAUUAAUAAACUAGUAGUUCAGACCAUUUCAUGAGAAUGCUUGAAAGAAACAGUUAUAUUGACAUCUUAAUCAAAUAUUUUCACUGUUUCAACUUCAUACUGAUAUAAGGCAGCAUAAGACUGCUCUUGUACAGUGCUGUCUCAUGUACAAAUGGUCCAGAUAUAGACUUUUCCCUUUGACUAAUUUUGUUUGCUGGCAAGCUUCUUUGUAACUGGUUUUCUAUCUGCAUCAGAAAUGAUAUCACUAGAUAGUGGAAAAAAAUUUAGUGGCUGGAAUAUAUAUUUCUGUUGACUGACCCUCCUAAAAUUUCCAUCGGAUAUAUAUCAUUGUACAGUAGAUGUUAACUUCUAACAAGAUAUGUAUCCCCAUUUUAAGCAUGUAGCUGGGUACCAUUGCCUUUCUGGUCAAUUAAUCUCAGUGUGAGUACCAGCUGCUUCUGUUAUCCCCACACAGCACAGACUUGAAAAUCUAAUUGAAUUUCUAAUUCAUCCUUCAACCAAUUUUCAGAUAGCAACCCUUGUAAGUUAAUAAAUCAUCCUCGACUGUUUGUUUUGCAAUUUUCUCUCAUCCAGUGUUCUGUACUAUUUUGGUCACUGGGGUCUGACUAUUCUUUUUCAAAAAAACAAUAACCCACAAUAAGCUUUCAGUCAGAGGUAGGUCAUUGUUCAGUAUGGUUCCUAAGGGUCAAGUGUUAUGCUUCAAAAUAUAGAAUAGAAAUAAGUGCAUCUGGGGUCUGUUGAAUUUAGAAUUUGCAAUUUUCAUGGGCUUCAAUGGUACCAUCCCUAACUUGAUGAUUACUUAUGAUUUUCAUUCGAAGUGAUGAAACUUAGGGCCUUACUUUCAUACUGUUGAUGCCUUGGCUCACAUCAAAUGUGUACGGCAAUUCCUUUAACUAGGGCCUGAAAGGGCUGAUGCUGUUAUAUCCAGUUUGAAAGAGGGAGAGGACAAUUCAUGUAAUCUAUUUAGGGGUGAACUGCUGGUUGACAUUCUGAAGUUACAAUAAUAGCUUACUUUUAAGUUGUACAUUUUUUUCCCCUGAACCUCUUACUUCAUAACAGGGAUUUAUGCUGUACCUUUACUUCUAGGGUUUAGACUGAAAUCCAAAAUGGUAUUAUGAGGUCCCAUUAUGAUUAUCACUGAUGCAGGGUUGAAGUUGAAGAAAGUCUUAGAUUUGAUUGUACAGCAAUUAUUACUUUUGAUAGUUUUGAAAAGCUUCUUGUGUAUGCCAUAAAAAUAUACAGCCUUACUAGCUACUGAUCAUACUCUUUAAAAAGUCGAUCGUCCUAUGGAUGAAUUUUAACGACUUCACCUGUUUUUUUUAUGAUUGCCAGUUCUAACUGUUGCAUCCGCUGUGUUUUUUGCUAUUUUGUAACUUAAAAGUUUACAGUAUUUUUGUCAAUGAGUUAUUUAAAAGCCUGUCAACAGUUUGUAAAUAUUACCUGUUUUAAAAUAUUACGGAAUGUUGUGUUGUAGACGAUGAAAGUUGUUGCAUUAGAACAGACAAAAUGCUUUAAUUGGAAACUUUCUCCUUAGUCAUUUCUAUUAAAUUGUACAGCUGGCAAGGG
This is a messenger RNA of Carcharodon carcharias (great white shark), 7362 nucleotides long. RefSeq names its product tripartite motif containing 33 (gene trim33). Gene Ontology annotation, molecular function: protein binding; zinc ion binding. The transcript has 20 exons. Bases 51 to 3602 code for a protein of 1183 amino acids. The record is from RefSeq and is a predicted model, not a curated record. NCBI's taxonomy places the organism in Eukaryota, Metazoa, Chordata, Chondrichthyes, Lamniformes, Lamnidae.